UCUCCUCCUCGCCCUCCUCCUCUUCCACCCCCUCCUCCCCCUCCUGUGAAGGCAUGGCCAGAUAUCACAGCGACAAAAGAGAGAGACAGUGGUAGAGAGACCUUUAGAGAGAAAGAGAGAGAGUGAGAGCGAGGGAAGAAGGCUGCAGACUUUCAGACCUGAGAGGAAGAGGAGAGGAGGAAGAAGAGAUAGAGGAGUCUCCAUCUUCGCCAUUUCAAUCAUGACUCUGGAAGAUGGUGUCUGAGAUUUGAAUUUGAAGUCUAAAGCUACAGGACCAACAGCAGAUACAGAGGUGCCACACUGAGCUACAGCCAGAUGGAGGUGAAUGCAGUUGAAAAACGCCAUCGAACGCGAUCCAAAGGAGUCAGAGCCGCCGUGGAAGCAGUAACACAGGAGUUAUUCAGCUGUCCCACCCCCGGCUGUGAUGGCAGCGGUCAUGUCAGCGGGAAGUACGCCAGACACCGCAGCAUCUACGGCUGCCCGCUGGCCAAGAAGAGGAAGGCUCUGGAAAAACAACCGCUGGAACCGGCUGCCAAGAGGAGGCCCUUCCUCACCUCCUGCCCGGGUGAGUUGGAGGAGGAUGCUGGCAGCUAUGGCAGCUAUGGGAACGAAGCCAUGGAGGUGGGGCAGGAGGGGAAGGAGCAAGGGGAGGUAGUUGAAGAGGACGAGGAGGAGGAUGAAGGGGAGAGGGAAGGAGAUGAAGAAGAAGAAGAAGAAGAUGGCGAGGUGGAAGACGAGUUCUCGGAGGACAACGAGGAGCAGGGAGAAGAAGAGGAGGAGGAAGAGGAAGAAGAGGAGAUAGAGGUGGAGAGAACAGAUACAGCAAUGGAGGGUGAGCAGGUGGAGGAAGAGGAAGAUGGGAUGGAUGAGGAAGAGGAGGAAGACGGCUAUGACGAGGAGGAGCAAGAUGAUGAGGGAGAGGAAGACGAGGAAGAAGAGGAAGAGGAAGAGCAGCGUCGUCAACAGGAGAACCACUACAAACCCGGUGGACAAUCAAAGCUCAUUCCAAUUCAGAAGGACGACAACAACAACAACAGCUGUACCAUCAGCGCCGGUAACGGGACCGGAGAGGAGUACGAGAACUACGACGAGCUGGUUGCCAAGUCACUUCUCAACCUUGGCAAGAUCGCUGAGGAUGCUGCCUACCAGGCCAUGACCGAGUCCGAGAUGAACAGCAACUCCUCCAACAGCGCCGGGGAAGACGACGAUGACGAAGAGGACGACGGCAGCGAGCAGGGCGAGAGGAAGGGUGAGCUGAGCGUGGACUUGGACAGCGACGUGGUCAGGGAGACGGUGGACUCCCUGAAGCUUCUGGCGCAGGGUCACGGCGCCAUGCUGCCUGAAGACGGCUACCCCGAAGACACCAUGGUGAACGACGGCAGCCAUACAAACGGGCGGCCCGGCAUGGGAGUCAGGGGUCAGACUGAGGAGAGCGAGGAGGAGGUGUGUCUCAGUAGCCUAGAGUGUCUGAGGAAUCAGUGCUUUGAUCUGGCCCGGAAGCUGAGUGAGACUCAGCCGUCUGAUCGUCCUGUCCACCACGUUCUCCACCACCAACUCCAAAAUCCAGCAGACCACCAGGGGGUGCACCACCUGAACAGGUAUGACAGCUGCCAGCAGGGUGCACAAGACGAGCCCCGGUCUCUGGAGCGCAGCUACUCCGACAUGGUGAACUUAAUGAAGCUGGAGGAGCAGCUGAGCCCGGCGUCCCGAGGCUACCCGACCAGCUGCAGCCAGGAGGGCGACGAGGACACCACAUCUGUGGCCUCCGACCGCUCGGACGAGACCUUCGACAUGGCCAAGGGAAACCUGUCGCUGCUGGAGAAGGCCAUCGCACUGGAAUCGGAGAGGGCAAAGGUCAUGAGGGACCGGAUGGCCUCGGAGCACGCGAUGCCCCGUCGGGAUCACCACCACCAUCAUCAUCGCGGCCACGGCGAGCACAGCCCAAGGCUGAGUAGCGCUGCAGAGGAGCGCAGGUCCAGGAUGCAGCAGGAUGGGUUGAAGAGGGCGUACUACCCUAAAGACUCUUCCAGGGGAGAGAAGAAGGAGAGCAAGUGUCCGACUCCAGGCUGUGACGGAACCGGUCAUGUGACGGGGCUGUACCCGCAUCACCGCAGCCUUUCUGGGUGUCCCCACAAAGAUCGUGUCCCACCUGAGAUCCUUGCCAUGUAUGAAAAUGUUUUAAAGUGCCCUACUCCUGGCUGCUCUGGACGGGGUCAUGUCAAUAGCAACAGGAACUCGCAUCGCAGUCUGUCCGGCUGUCCCAUCGCUGCUGCAGAGAAGAUGGCGAAGGUCCAUGAGAAGACUCACUCAACUGACAGCGGCAGUAAGACCAAUCAGGCGUCAGACCGUGUCCUCAGACCAAUGUGUUUUGUGAAGCAGCUGGAGAUUCCUGAGUAUGGCUACAAAAACAAUGUUCCCACCAGCACGCCACGAUCCAACUUGGCGAAGGAGCUGGAGAAAUACUCCAAGACCAGCUAUGACUAUGGCGGCUAUGAUGCCCAACACGGCAGCUACGGAAAGAGAGGUCUGACGACCAAGUCCCACCACCACGGACGAGACACCUCCCCGAAGGGAUUCGACGCUAAGCGCUACUGUAAGACGUCCAGCCCGGCCAGCAGUACGACCAGCAGCUACGCUCCCAGCAGCAGCAGCAGCCUGAGCUGUGGAGGAGGAGGAGGUGGAGGAGGAGGGGGAGGCGGUGGAGGUGGAAGCAGCGCCAGCAGCACCUGCAGUAAGAGUAGCUUUGACUACACCCACGACAUGGAGGCGGCCCACAUGGCGGCCACGGCCAUCCUUAACUUGUCGACACGGUGCCGGGAGCUCCCGCACGCUCUGGGAGGGAAACCCCAGGACCUGCUGACACAGAGUCCAGUUGGCGAUCUGGAUGACAGCGGGGCGGUGGAUGUGGCUGGUCAGCCAGGUGGCCCUGAGGGCAGCGGGACGGUGUUAACCCCGCUGCAGCCGAUGUCUCCCCAGCGGCAGGCUCUGCUCAGCAGCCGCUGCUACCAGCUGAGCGACACCGACUGCUGGGACCUGCCCGUCGACUGCAACAAGAUCAAACGUUUGGGAGACGAGCAAGACCACAAAGAGUCGGCUUAUUUCUCGUCCUUACACCAGAGCGACGAGCUGGAUCCCUUCCAGGAGCUGCUGGACGAGCAGCACUACCCGGCCGAGGUGACCAUGCCCAGCCCCAAACACCACAAAUACCUGCCCUGCAAGGAGAGCAAGAAGGAGCUCAUCACGUUGUCAAGCUGUCAGCUGGCCGACAAGAACAUCCGCGGGAUGAUGACCACUAACUCACAAGAACUCAAGUGUCCAACGCCCGGCUGUGAUGGAUCUGGACACAUCACUGGAAACUAUGCCUCCCACAGGAGUCUGUCCGGUUGUCCACGAGCCAAGAAAAGUGGCAUAAAAAUCCUCCACAGCAAAGAGGACAAAGACGAUCAGGAGCCAAUCAAGUGUCCAGUGCCAGGUUGUGAUGGUCAGGGUCAUGUGACAGGGAAGUACGCUUCUCAUCGCAGCGCAUCAGGCUGCCCCCUUGCGGCAAAGAGGCAAAAGGACAGCUACGUCAAUGGCUCGCAGUUUGUCUGGAAAUCUGGCAAGACAGAUGGCAUGACCUGCCCGACCCCGGGCUGUGAUGGCUCAGGGCACGUCAGUGGGAGCUUCCUGACCCACCGGAGUCUCUCCGGUUGUCCUCGCGCCACCUCAGCCAUGAAGAAAGCCAGGAUGAGUGGCGUGGAAAUGUUGACAAUCAAACAAAGAGCAAGCAAAGGUAUCGAGAACGAUGAAGAAAUCAAACAGCUGGAUGAAGAAAUCAAAGAUCUGAAUGAGUCCAACAGUCAAGUGGAGUCAGACAUGAUAAAACUGAGGACACAAAUAACCACUAUGGAGACCAACCUGAAGUCCAUCGAGGAGGAGAACAAGGUGAUCGAGCAGCAGAACGACUCCCUGCUGCACGAGCUGGCUAACCUCAGCCAGUCGCUCAUCAACAGCCUAGCUAACAUCCAGCUUCCACACAUGAGACCGCUGCCACAGAAAGAGGCCCCAGUAAAGCAUAACUGCUGUUUACAGAUGCCUCCCAGAGAACCAAUGAAUGAACAGAACUUUGACACUUAUGUGAGUACACUGACAGACAUGUACACCCACCAGGACCAGUACCAGAGCCCGGAGAACAAGGCGCUGCUGGAGAACAUCAAACAGGCCGUGCAGGGCAUCCAGGUUUAACUUUGACUGAGGCCGGAACAACAAAUGCAAAGCAAAAGCAACAAAUGGGGGGGAAAAAAGUGGAAAAAGCACGGAGUGGGUUGUUUUUUGCUGCUGUAAUCUAUCAUUAGUUCUUUAAUUUCUUCUGCGGUAAUGCUCUCAACUCCAUGGGUAUCUCUUUUUUUAUUAUGUUGAUUGUUGUUGCCUUGCUUUGAAAAAAAAGGUUUUAAAUGAACAUUCACGUUUUGUACAUUUUCAUAUGACCUAAUAUAAUGUGAUGUACUGUUUAUAGCUGCUAAUGUAUGCACAUUCUAGUGUAUAUGUAUGUAUUUAUUUAUUGUAAGCUUGAAUCAUGUUUUAUUUUAAUGCGAUUUUUUUCAUACAUCAGAAAAAAAAAUACAAACUGGGCGUCACGGGUUUAACAGGGAGCAGAGCGGCGACUGGAACAUGAAGAGCAACCACUUCUGAAAAGCUUCUCACGAGCUUGGAAGUUGCUCAUUAAUUCUUUUUGUUUUCCUCUUAAUGUCUGGAAGCGGACACUAAUGUAAAUCUUUAGCAAUGAUGAGAAGAAGCGAUGCUAUGAGCAAGAAGAUUUCAAACAUCACGACACGGAAACUUUUUGGUGCAAAAUCCCAUCACCCCCUUCGGAGUUGUUCCGUUUCAAAGCUGUCCUGUUCCGCGGCCCGCUUUUUCUUUGUUCGUGGGAGGGAGUGCCAGUGGAAAGACCAAUGGCUGCAGAAAAUAUAGGAGACAAUCUGCCAUUGUGAAUUUAUUUGAAAUCAUCAACCUCGACUAGCUAAUAGAACAACGUGUCAGCAAUAUUGGUAUGAUAAUAUUAAAGCGUUUGUUUAGAUAUGGGAUGCAAUCUAUAUGAAAAAAAGUUGUUUGGGUAUAUGCAAUUUCUUAUGAAUAAAACUAGAAAAGAGCUGAUAGAUCUUUUUACUAACUAUAAAUGUAUUGCGUUUUGUAUAAACCUUUUACUACAAUCAUGUUUUAGGAAUCUGACACGGGUGAGAGGACUUUGGUUCUGUCAUGUUCGACUUUGCACAGGGACACCUUUGUUUCCAUGUUUUGAUGUUUUUAUUGCCCGUUAAGAGGCACUUAGCAGGCAAACGGAUCUGUAGAUAUGACUUUUCUUUCUCGAGGCUGACGGCUCCGCUGGACUAACAGGGUCAAAGUUCCCAUCCUUCAUUGUAUAUUGCACUCGUUCUGUAGAAAACGUCUUUCCAGUCAUGCAUCUUGUUGUCUGAGCCACAAUGAGACAUGAUGCCAGACGACGUGAUGACCAAGCACCGCUUUUCUUUUUUUCUUUUUUAAGUCUUUGUAAUUGAAAAAGAUGAAUGAAAACUAGAGCCAGCAGUCGUGACGUCUGUGCACUGAAUUUACCGACUGAGUAUUUGAUCUGAAUCGGCCUUACCGAUGACAUUCGGUCUGAAAUCACAGUACUGAUGGAACAUGUUUUCUCAACACCGUCGAUCAUGCAUGCACUUUAUUGGAGUAUGUUAAAGUAUUAUCACGUGGUAAAUGAAGCAAAAACUGUACAGCGAGUUUGUGGAAACUGACUUUGAUAAGACUUUGCGCUGGAGAUGCCUGUGGGAAAGCAACUUGAAGCAAAUUUCACUGAGUUGAUUUAUUUAAGGGAAAACUCCCCCUGUGGUCUCUCCCCAGUCUCCUUUAUUUCACAGUCCAAGAUUUAGCAGAAGAAAACGUCUUCACGGUCAAGCUUUUGUCUGAAACAUCACAGUUCAGGAUCUCUUCUUUGGUAUGCAGACACAUUCUAAAACGUGUUUUCACUGGAUAAUAAGACAAUAAUCAUUUUUUAAUAUGUCUGCCAUCUUUUCCAAAAUAUGGUGUCAACAGAGUGGAAAACUGUAGUGCCCUUUUAUUUUCUGCAUAGACAUUGUAAGAUGACUCCUGGAGGACUUAACCUCCUGAGACCUGGGCUCAUGUUUGGGUUACUUGGGAUGUAACAGGCCUGUGUUGGUUAGAAUGGAAGGAGGGUGCGUGGUUCCAAAAUGAGUUGAAAAAAUCUCAUAUGUUUUCUGUGUGUACAUAAAAACGUGAUUAUAUGUUGUAAGCCGAUUACAACCCCCAAUGUUUCCAGAAGAUUAAUUGAACCGAGUGCAACUUUAGGUUACCCACUAAUAACACUAACAAAAAGUAUAAAUCAAACCUAAUUCUUUAUAGAAACAGAUAAUAUGAUGGGAAACUGUGUUUAUGCAAUGCAAAAUGUUUAAACAUUUGCACAUCUGAUGGGCUUCUCUGCAUAUGCUGACUGAUAUAUUACUGUAAAGCCACUCUGGACCAAAUUAAGACAUGAAUAGUAUCACUGUAUAUGAUCCAGGAGCCUCGUGAGAAUCUAGGAUGGAAAUGUUUGAGUAUAUUUUUAAAAUAGAUUUGUUUGAAAUUGUAAUACAUGGAUAAAGACAAAUUUUGGAACUUGCACUAUACAGCUUAGUUAUAGCAGUUAGACAGUUAAAGUGAUGAAAGGGUGGAAUUUUCCUCACUUAUACAAGCAUAAAAGUUUAAUUUAAUGUUUUAAAGGAAAGCAAUUUAUUGGAUUGUUUCUAAAUAAUACAUAAUUACGCCACCAUAAUUACCAGCAGAAACACUUGAUACAGCUGGUAUCCAUAUGAAAGUUUUUAGACAAGCGGUACUAAUGAAAGCUGAAACUUCAAAGUACAGAAAUGUUGAUAAAUCUUUUAUGGAAACUAAACUGCAUUUCUGUGUAAUCAGGUGCAGCAGUAUGUGCUGAUAUAUUUAAACCUGCACAAAUAACCAGCUCGUCUAGAUAUGAAUAUAAAUGAGGGGAAAAUAUUUACUUGUGUAAAAAAACUACAAAUU
This is a messenger RNA of Pundamilia nyererei, 7047 nucleotides long. RefSeq names its product myelin transcription factor 1-like, a (gene myt1la). Gene Ontology annotation, biological process: regulation of transcription by RNA polymerase II. Bases 316 to 4224 code for a protein of 1302 amino acids. The record is from RefSeq and is a predicted model, not a curated record. Gene Ontology annotation, cellular component: nucleus. Lineage: Eukaryota; Metazoa; Chordata; Actinopteri; Cichliformes; Cichlidae. Gene Ontology annotation, molecular function: zinc ion binding; DNA-binding transcription factor activity, RNA polymerase II-specific; RNA polymerase II cis-regulatory region sequence-specific DNA binding. The transcript is spliced from 24 exons.